GAGAAUUCGUGAGGGCGAGACAGCUGUAGUCUAGAAGGUUCUUUCGUACCGAAGGGUCUGACGGUCAGAUCUUGCAGACUUUUGAAGGUUUGUGGGCCGGCCAGGGUUUGAAUCACAGCCACCAGACUGGAGCCGGGGAGACCAUGGCUCUGGCCGCGUUAACAUGUUCCCAACAUAUGCCGGACCCGUAGCUUUUCCUGCUGAUACGGGAAGAGCUCCGAGGGCUUCUGACCCUCGACCCUCCACCACAAUUAUUUCCGCCGCUUCUAGACGUUUAGAAGAGAUGCCGCCGCAUCUUUUCAACGGUACGCACUUGAACAUGUGAACAUGUUUUUAUUAUUAUUUUCGUGUUUUCGCCCCCCUCUCUUUCGCUACCAACCUAAACCACGUCCACUUUUCUCACCCUACCUAGCAUCUCAUCCACACGAACACUUCUUCACCAUGGAAAGCAUCAAGAACGCAGCAACUGACGCGAAGAACGCGGUGAUGGGAAAUCCUUCGGAGGCGGACAAGGCUAAGAACACCGCUGAGGAUUUGGGAAACAAGACUGUCGACGCCACCAAGUCUGCGAUCGACACGGGAGACGCUGCCGUCAAGGACGCCAAGUCUAGCGUCGAAUCCGCGAAAAAUGAGGGAGCGUCUGAGACGCAGUCUGUGGUCGACGCCACCAAAGACCAGAUCAAGGGUGCCGCCGACGCCGUCUCCAACAGCAUGGACAAGUAGACUGACGUUUGGUCGUUGUACAGGUUGUGGAGCGUUACAAUAUUGGACAAGUUGGAAAUCCGGUGUUUUGUGAUCCCUGCUGUUUUCGGUUCAAUGGACGUGUGUUUUGCUUGAUUCAGAAGUAGGGAGCAAAGAUCGCCUUUGCGUUGAUGUAUGUAGCACGCUCCCUCGAGUAGCGGUGUACUGGGCACAGCGCACGACGGGCUAGUCUACUAGGCGUCUUCUGGGCAGCACCGGACAGAUGGUUGGCCCAUUUCGUUUACCUUUUGUAGUGCGCCAUAUGCCAUUUACUGCGGCUCCUCCGGUGGUGCACACGCGCUGCCGCCGUAUAUGGGGGAAAAUUCUGGCUAGUCUUGGGUGUAUUCUCACCUUGCCUUGUCUUGUCUAUAUCUUGUCCGAUCUGGGCACCUGCACGGAUUGCAGUUCCGUUUAUCGAAUGGAGGUACGCAUGGCAUGCAAUAGCUCUGUAAUACGGAUGGGUGGGGGAAGCUGUUGAUUAAAAGAUGAACCCUAAGCCUAACCCUAACCGUGGUCUUAACGCUAAACCUGGACCUAAAAUGCCGAGAUGCACGGCGUAUGUUCGUGGUUGUGGUUGUGAUGGUUUCACAUCAGCAAAUCUGAAGAACGAAAUGACGUAACGACAACGUGCGAUAGUGGACUGCUGGAGGAAUCCAACAGGAACCUUGGUCGCGAGGAGCUAUCUCUUCUGCGUUCAAUGUGUUGUGUUGACAUUGAAAGGAGUCGUCGUGGUCAGGAGUUCCCGAG
Messenger RNA from Ectocarpus sp. CCAP 1310/34, 1488 nucleotides. NCBI's taxonomy places the organism in Eukaryota, Phaeophyceae, Ectocarpales, Ectocarpaceae. The record is from the annotation of a GenBank genome assembly.